Messenger RNA from Lampris incognitus (smalleye Pacific opah), 5315 nucleotides. It is a transcript of the gene smtnb, whose product is annotated as smoothelin b. NCBI's taxonomy places the organism in Eukaryota, Metazoa, Chordata, Actinopteri, Lampriformes, Lampridae. Gene Ontology annotation, molecular function: protein binding. Gene Ontology annotation, biological process: actin cytoskeleton organization. The transcript has 20 exons. Gene Ontology annotation, cellular component: filamentous actin; microtubule organizing center. The record is from RefSeq and is a predicted model, not a curated record. The coding region runs from base 374 to 3634 and encodes 1086 amino acids.
GGGCGGGCUUACAACCAACUUCCAGUGGGAAUUCUGUAUUUUGGUGUUUUAAAAAAAGCUGGAAUCCUCCUCUAUGAGAGCCCCGUUUUCACCAUCCACCUUAGGCCUUCGCAUCAGACACGGUUGAGCUGAAUAUGCGCAUAACGUCAAGGACACAAGCGCGUUUCUGCUUUCAUUCAGAAGACGUCCGGCUGUCGUAAACUACGGUACGAGCUUUGGCCAGGUUUUUUAAAAGGAAACAAAUUUGAAAAAAAGAGGAAAAAAGCAAAGAAACAGGUAGUAACGUUAAGUUACACUUGGAGAAGGAGUGGGGGGGGAAAUCGCAUCACAACUUUUAAUUGUCUUCCCUCUUAUUUGGACGGGACCGGUGACGAUGUCUGUCGAGAGUUACUCAGCCCUGGAUGAGUCUUCGCUCAAAGCCCUGCUGGACGGAACCGUGGAUCUGGAUGAGAGACGCCUGAUCCGUUCAGCCCUCCGCGAGCUGAGGAGGAGAGAGAUCGAAGACAUGGAGGCUGCCUUGGCUAGCAAGCGAUUCCGUCCCACACGUCUCAACCAGCAGGAGGACAAGGAGAACCAACACAGAUCAGAAUCCAGUGACACUUUAGACCUCCUAUCAGUGAAAUUGCAAGCCAUCCAUGACAUUGAUGAGCUCACUAAACUGCUUCGUAGUGCCAGCGAGUACGAGGAGAGGAGGUUGAUCAGAGCAGCCAUCCGCCGCCUCAGAGAUGAGGAGCAGCAAGGGACUGUGGAGAGGGCCAAAACUCCCGGUCACUUCCUGGAGCCAGACAGCCGGGAACCCCAGAGCAGCAUGGGACCCGUGGAGCCAGAGCGUGGGAGCCUCAGCGAAAGAGAGCGAGUCAGAUCACAGAUCAGGGAAUUGCACAGCCAGCAGACGCAACAGGGCAGAGAGCUACACAGGAAAGGCUCCAGCUCAGGCAUGGUGUUAGUUUUAGACCAGUUGGUGAAGGAUGAGGGCCCAGGACCUCUUCUGAACCAGCCCCAGAGCGAGCCUGUGACUGCAGAGCCAGAUCUUGUUCUGUCCCACUGUCAGAGGUCCGACUCGACAGCUUCAGACCGCACCAUGACCUCGGUGCUUUCCAGAGCCCAUCUGGACUCUGGGGUCUCAGAGAAGAGCCUCGGUUCAGCCUUCCGGACCAGACUGGACUCUGGUGCCUCAGACAGAAGCCAGGCUUCCUCCCAGCGCAGCCGGCUGGACUCCGGAGCAUCAGAGCUUAGCAUCAGUUCCCAGUCCCGCUUCAGACAGAGAAUGGACUCAGGUGGCUCUGACUCCAGCGUGGGAUCCAGGCCUCGCUUGGGCUCUGGGACUUCAGACAGUGCAGGUCUGUUGUCUCGCAAACGGCAGGACUCAGGAACAUCCAUACAGAGUGUCAGUAUGUCUUCUGAGGAGAAAGUUCAUGCAGGAGAGGGUGGGGUUGCCAUGAGCGGCUCCUCUUCCAGCAUAGACUCAGAAACUGAGCACAACAACCACCUUCCAGUCAGCCUUCAUGAGCAGUCUGCCCAGGAUUGCUCUAUCGACAUCACUGACCAGGAACAGCCUGAUGGGGCUCUUUUAUCUAAGAAAGACUUGGUCUCCCAAAAUGGCCUACUCAACGGCAGUGCCAAGGCAAAGGCUGACCUCCAAGAACAGAAGGUUACUUUAAGUAAAGAUCCGCCCAUCGCUCCUCUCAAAACGACAAAGGAUACCGCACCAGAGGGAAAAGAAGCUACCUUGGCUCCAUUCAGCCGGGCCAACUCUGUAAGGGACCGAAUGCGCAAGUUCACAGAUCCUAGCUCCAUCCCAAAUGUCUCAGUCCCAACGAAGGGCUCUCUGAGGAAUGGAACCACCUACAGCGGUAGUAGUGGCCAAACAAAUCUUACCCGAGCGGCUCAGCUGUUUGCCGGCACAGAAGCAUCCCUUGGUGCCCCUGGAGACAGGCCAGAAAGGCCACGUGUGGGCUCCACAUCUCACACCUUCUCAGCCUCCUCCAGCAUAGGAAGCCCAGCCCAGAGCCAGGCUACACCUCAUCCAGAGAGUGUGGCCAAAAAACCUCUGUCCUCAACCAGCCAAUCCAAAGACUCCAUGGGUGGGACAAUGCACCCAGCUGAAAAGCCUGUGCACAAGUCGAGCUCCUCAGAGGAAGACGAGACCCGAGGGAGAGCAGCUGGACAGCAGGACACCCAAGGAGAAUCCGAUCCUGAUAUGAAGACCUUUCUUACCAUUGAGAUCAAGGAUGGGCGCACCACCACAUCCUCAACGCCCUCCUUGCGGAGCAAUAUUAUACCCAUCACCAGUAUGACCCCCCGCAUCACCACCAAUGCUAAUGGACAGAGAGCAGAGUUGACCCUGGGCCUGAGAGCUACGCCAUUUAAGAUCUCGUCGUCCAGCUUCAGCUCAGGAUCCUCCUUCAAGAUGGAGACGGAGCCUGUUGUGGCCUCAGAGCCUGUAUUUUCAGUGGGGCCCUCUGUCCAGGUGGCCUGUCAUGCCCCAGCCAUCCUCAAUGGCUCCAGUACCACUCAGGCAAAACCCGAGGAACGCCCCGGAAAGCUGAGUGCUGAAGAGCUAGCUGACAUUGAGGAUGAAGAGCUUCUUGAUAAAAUGCUUGAUGAGUCAAAAGACUUUGAAGAGAGGAAGAUGAUUCGAGCUGCUAUGAGAGACCUUCGUAAGAGAAAGAGAGAGUCCAUGCUGGGAUGUUCUCAAGAAGAAAUGGGUAGGACAGACCAGAGAGAAAAGGAGCGCGAGACCCGCCUGCAGGAGCUCCGGCAGCAGAGAGACGAGCGUGCACAGAAGGGUCGUGCAGGGGCCGGUGCAGGAGAGGUGGUGAUGAGGAAGGUGGAGAAGUCCACAGAUGGCUCCAAACUCAGCCAAGUCACCAAGACUGACCGAUUUGCCCAGUCUGACGAUGGCAACAAGUCAACUCGCAGCACCAUCAUGGAGUCGAGCUAUGUGCAGAAAACAGACAGAGGGACAGUUCAGUCCAAAACCUACAGCUUUACCUCCUCCACUUCCUCUUCCAGUAGCACAACCAAGAAAGUGGGCAGUGUGUUUGACCGUGAGGAUGACUCAUCGACUCGCGGUAGCGGGCUGGCGGCUGUGGAGCGAAGGCAGGCCGAGAGGCGCAAGGAGCUGAUGAGGGCUCAGACUCUUCCCAAGACCUCUGCCAUGCAGGCCCGUAAAGCUAUGAUUGAGAAGUUGGAGAAGGAGGGUGGGGGCCCCGGGAACCAGGCAGUUGCCAAGGUCCAGCGUUCCACUAGCUUCGGUGUGCCCAACGCAAACUCCAUCAAGCAGAUGCUGCUGGACUGGUGCCGGGCCAAGACCCGAGCUUAUGAGAAUGUGGACAUUCAGAAUUUCUCCUCCAGUUGGAGUAAUGGCAUGGCGUUUUGUGCCCUGGUCCAUAAUUUCUUCCCUGAGGCCUUUGACUAUAAUUCAUUGAGCCCAAGCAAUCGCAGGCAAAACUUUGAGGUGGCGUUCAGCACAGCAGAGACCCAUGUCAACUGCAUGCCCUUGCUGGAGGUUGAGGACAUGAUGAUUAUGGGUAAUAAACCUGACUCCAAAUGUGUCUUCACCUACGUACAGUCUUUGGUUAAUCACCUGCGCAGGUACGAGAUGGCCAUGGGUCGUCCCUCCGACCUCUGAUCCAGCUCUGUCCUCGGUGUGUACAACUACAACUAUAGUCCUAACACGUUCAGCACAGGGUGGUACCCCAGUCGGUAGCCCUCCUUCUUCACAAGCCCUGACCCCAUCACUGUCUUCACCCUAUAAACAGACGAGUCUCUGAGAAACAGAGUCACAGAUUUGCACAUCUCUGAUGGAAUAAUUGAGGAUGGAAUAUGUGUUUGUAUGUUACCAGUUUGCUAAUUAUCUUUGUUAGCGAUGGUGAUGUGAUAGAUAAGUUCAUCUCUCCUGGACAGAAGUUCAAAGCCCCUCAUUUUCCAGAGCAAGAGUGCCAAAGUUUUUGGUUUUUUUUAUUAUCUUUUUAAGCUUUACAAUUUUUAUAUUUGAUUUCUUCUUUUCAUUAUUUUAAAUUGGAUCAGUAUCUGUAAUAUUCAACAUCUAAGUUGCAUUACUUUUUCUUAAUGAGAGGCCCUCAAAGAAAUAUACAAGAGAAAAAAAAGUCUUUUUCUAUAUUUCCCUUAAAUUAUUUAUGCUUUCAUCUUUUCCCGCUCAAGCAACUAUUGUUAGCUGUUAGCAUAAAUGUUAGUGAUGCCACUGAAAAGAAAAAAAAAAGAAAAUGUGCAAAUGGUAUGAUGCAUCUCUACAUGUGUCUGUGUUCACUCUGGUACUGUCAAAGAUUUUUUUCUUUUUACCAAAAUCUGCAUGGUUUUUAACACAUAUGUACUUGAAUUAUUUUUCCAGUAGUUCCUAUCAUGUCUUUGUAAUAAUGACCAUUAUUAUUUUACUAUUUAAUUGAGUUCAUGAGCACUGGGAUGUUUUUCUCUGUAGUUAAAAAGAACACUAUCAUUGGAUGGAUUCUGUAGUGCUACUGAGAGCCAGCUUUAGCUUUGUGAAUUUUAACACUAUAAUUUUGUCUUGAUAUCACACACGGUCCUUUGUCAGUGGCCCAUUUUACAUCAUGUAACGUCCACAUUCAUUAUUCAGGCUGGAAAAAAUAUUUUGAAACGGUUUGAAGUGCAAAACUCAUUGGAGUGUUUGACUUUGGUCACAGGAUGUAAAAAAACAAAACAAAAACAGAAUUAAGCUGUGCAGCGCUCCCAUCACCACCACACACAUACUAAAAACACACACGGGCACAUGGCCAUUUUUUUUGUGGGCUCCUAAUUUAUGCUUAGGUAGUUGUCAGAAUAAUUCUAUGGACAUUAUGCUUUUAAAUUUUGUCCAGUAAGAAUUUGAACCCAAGCCAAAAAUAUUUUAUGAACAAAUUAACAUUAUUUGGAAUUAGUUAUUAGGGCCGAAUGAAAGCUGGCUUUCAAGCUCAGUCAAUUACUAGUAAACAGAGGAUUAAUAAUCAUGGCUGAACAUACUUUGUUAGUAAUGUGUAUUUUCUAACCAUAUGCUGAGGAGAAUAUCAUUGAAAAGAUUUUUUUCAACUUGCGUAUUUUAAGAUCCUUUAAAAAAAUUCUAAAAAAUGCUCUGAAACCAGCACAGGUUGCUUUCAAAGCUGAUAUUGAUAUAACUAAAUUUUUAAUGCUUUGUUUGAACAUAUUUAGAGUAAAUAUUUGAGAAAUAUUACUGUGUUACCAACUUGGAAACUAAGAGCUUCCACAAAGCUGCAAACCCUGUACAUACAAGCUAUAACACACGAUGACUUCAUGUUUCUGUGUACCACAGUUAAAUGUGAAUUAAACCAGUUUAAGAA